Molecule: messenger RNA, 1000 nt
Organism: Achroia grisella
Lineage: Eukaryota; Metazoa; Arthropoda; Insecta; Lepidoptera; Pyralidae
Exons: 2
Coding region: 1-792 (263 amino acids)
Source: RefSeq, a predicted model, not a curated record
AUGGUGGAACCCUACUCUGACCUAACACAAGACCAAGCUGAGGAUCUCAGGAAGCAGAUUGAGGUGAGGCUCAGGCAACAAAUAAGAGCCAACCUGACACUCCCAGCCAAAACCAGAAAGGACCUGAAACUCCGAGGCAAGGCUCAUUUUGCGGAUGGCGUCCUCAAAACCUGGUGCGAGGAUGACUUCACCAGAGCCUGGCUAGAACAGACCGUCCAAACCAUGGCCUCUCCAGUGGAAGACUCGAGCCUAGUCGUUCGACCACAAUCGGCCAUCCCGAAGAAGGUGCCGUGCCUGCUCUUCGUUCCAGGGGAAACCGGGGACACCACAGAACUGCGGGAACUUCUUUCGGGACAGAACAGUAACCUGAACAUGAACUCCUGGACCCUGACACACGAGAGGAUCAGGACAGACCCACCAGGGACUUGUCUGUUCUUCCGUAUUCCUGAGACUGAUGUCGACGUGUUAAGGGCCCAGGAAAGAAGGAUUUACUACAUGAUGGGAAACAUCUACGUUCGCUUCAUGGACAAAGAUGGUUCCCAUCAAACAAAAACAAACACCAAACAGUCGGAAGUUACGAAAGUUGCUGAGCAGCAAACGGAUCCUAAACCGACAACGUCGACAGAGGCUCCCGUAACUACGACAGAACAAGUAGUAACUCCGACUGCGAUGGAAGUGCAGGAUCCACCUUCUCCGGAUUUCAUCCUGGAUGAAGAGUGCUUUCCGGCGGAGGGGGGAGAGAGCGAAGCUAGCGAUAGCGUCCUCUACUCCUCCCCCCUACGGGAAGACUAAGAUCCUGCAGUGCAACCUCCAGCACAGCCAAACUGCGACGGCUUCUCUUCGCAGAGUGCUGGAGAACAACGCAGAGACCAUAGCCCUGAUCCAAGAGCCGUGGAUCAGGAAGAACAAAAUUUGUGGUCUCGGAAAUAGCGGAGGAAAAGUGAUACUGGAUACCUCCGGAUUUAACACCAGUAAGAAUUACCAGUGCAGCACACCUCCC